AUGACCGUGAAAAUUGCUGCUUCAGCUUGGUAUCAUGCACUACGAACGACAUCCUACAUCAAAAGUUGUAAAAUUUACGAACCCGAGUUCACCAAAUGUUCCACAGAAUCCAUUCAACGAUUUCUAAAAGAAGUGUUCACGGCAAAAGUGCCCGAAGUUGUUGCGGAAGUAGGCAAACUGGAUCCAUUACACUUGGAUGAAAUUCAUUUCAAACAGGACAACAAUGAUGCCGCAUCGUUAAGAGCACAUUUGACGAACUUGGAGGUAUCGGGACUUUCGAAUAUUCAAGUAACGGAGAGUAGAGUAAGCAAGAAGGACUUUAGCUGGUUGACCAAACUAUUUUUUCCUAAAUUCAAAAUUGAGGGCCACUAUAAAAUGGAUGGUCGUGUUUUGCUGUUGCCACUUAAAGGAGAAGGACAAAUGGUCAUUGAAAUUGAUGCAAUGAACGUUACAAUGCGUACCAAAACCCGUCUAAUUGAAAAGGGCGAUUUCACCUUCUACAAUGUCACCGACAUCAAAUUGGAUUUGGAUGCCCAGAAAAUGACCAGUUAUUUUGAUAAUCUAUUCGGUGGCAAUAACGAAGAGAUCAAUCGCAGCACCAAUGAAUCGUUCAACAAAAAUUGGAGAGAUUUCUUUGAGGCUCUGCGACCAUUGAUUACCGACACCGUAGAUAAGAUCAUGUUUAAUCUCAUUCCGAAAUUGUUCCAUAUGUAUCCUGCAAAUUUCUUUGUGGAAGAUAUACCCACACCACAGAAGUUGUAUGGCAAACAAUAA
This is a messenger RNA of Musca vetustissima, 774 nucleotides long. RefSeq lists its product as uncharacterized. The record is from RefSeq and is a predicted model, not a curated record. The coding region runs from base 1 to 774 and encodes 257 amino acids. NCBI's taxonomy places the organism in Eukaryota, Metazoa, Arthropoda, Insecta, Diptera, Muscidae. The transcript is spliced from 4 exons.